AUACUUCACGCCAUCGAAACUCAACCAGAAGUAACAAGAGAAGUUGACUCCACCGCUAAGGUGACGUCAUCAUUCUAUGACCCCUCGAAGGUCAAGCCAAUUAAAGCACGAUCUGCGCGCAUGUGCAGUACAGGUUGGUGCCGUUUUAUGUGUGGUGUUCAUUGUAGAUGGAAGGUGGUAUUAUGAGAGAAACUUGUUUGCGAAUUGAAUCUUUCUACUUUGAUACCAACAAAGUGGGAAUGAAUUUGUGAAUAGACACCACCUAUCGCUGCUUUCUCUUCAAAACGUCUGCCCAUCUCGUUACAAAUAUUGUUUUUUUCAUUCGACAAAGUUGAGAGGAAGGUUUUUAUAAAGAAAGUCGUAGGGUCGCUGUCACUGACGUAUUUACCACUUUUCACUGGUUUUUCUUGGGGUAUAUCUAAAAAGUCAAUGAGGGUUUAUAUUGCUCUCCUUUAUGUCUGAUGAUCAUUUUUAACUUGGAGUUCAUCGUCUUCACUCAAUGCUGAGAGAAUAUAUGGUCUCUUAUAUAUCCUAUCUCUCCUAACUAGCGAAAGUAAAAAGUCAGGAUUAGCGAGUCGAUUUAUUGUUCAGGAUGGCUCUCUUAAACUCGGCUUAUUCACUCCAGCAGGGGUUCUACGCCGCCGGGGUCUUCCCGGCGCCACUCUCCAACUAUUCGGGCUUUUCUUUAGUCGGGCUAAGAAUGCAGCCACCGUUUGGAGCUCUAUCCUCGACUACAAUGGGCCAGCUUACGACUUUCCCCGGAGGAUCAGCGGCAACGAUCGCUGCUGCUGCCUCGUUCAGCAUGGAGAACCUACGCGUGGCGCAAGGUUUGAGACCAUUACCUAGCAGUGGUGCUGUCUCUCCGGGCAGCCUUGGCGAUAAAAGACCCGGUGUUACCGACUUCAGCAUAGAAGGUAUCUUGGGUAAGAAGGACGGGGAUUCGUCGAGCCGUCUAGAAAGUAUCAGAGCCAAGCAUAAACUAACAUUACACAACAAAAAUGGAGUCUCUUUUCAAGAGAAACGUUUCCAUUCACCACGAGAAUGCAUUGAUGAUAGUCAAGAAGCGACGUCACCCAAACUGAUUGAUGAUGAUGAAGGAGGUUGUCAAGACUCAAAGACAGAUAAUGAUUCUUCAGAUAACCCAAUGACAAGGUUUUCAUGGCUUCAAUGUACAAGAUAUAAACCACCGAGACUUCCACGUACAAAGAGAAAGGACGGUGCGAAGAAACGUAAACUGGGCCGUAACCCUCGCGUACCUUUCUCACCAACACAAGUAGCUACGCUGGAACAGAAAUUUCGCUGUACACACUAUCUGAGCAGUAUUGAUGUUGCUGAACUGUCAGCUGCCCUUAACCUCUCCGAGAAUCGGGUCAAGAUUUGGUUUCAAAAUCGGCGAGCACGUGAGCGACGUGAUAAAGAAGGUAUCGAUCAAAAACUACCGUCAUCAUCGACAUCAAAUCUCCUACCUCCAUCUCCCGCUUCACUCUCUCAUUCUCCUCACACACCCAUCAGUCCCCUUUCGUCAUCGUCGCCAUCCUCGUCUUCAUCCACCUCAUCAAUGAUCGCGAUAUCGCCAUUUGCUUCUCCACCUUCGACGUCAAUGACUACGGGGAUGAUGCCUCGUUUAUCGUCACCGCGAUCAUCAAUCGAUGCUGCAUCUCCAUCAAAUUUCUCUCAUGUUUCGUCAUCGCCCAUGUCAUCGACGUCGCAUCAUAGCGGGAUGAUGACGGAGAAUUCUCAGAUUUCGUUGUGUCAACCACCGCUCCAUCACCUCUCUGUUUCCUCGGCUGAUCAAGGCACGGCAUCUGCGUUCACUCCUGUAUCUCCCUACUUGAAAUAGCAAAAUGAUUUUUCAUCUUACUUAACUUCGAUUCUUGCCCUUUUAUCACCUCUUUAAAUAAACUUAAGAUAUAUUUAUUUGCAUGGACAUGAAUAUUAAGAGUUUAAAAGAAAAAGCAUAAAAAUUAUUAAUUCAAACUGUUUUAAGGAGUUUUCCGGGGAUGGAAAUGUUAAAAUUGCGUUAAUUUAGUCGAGUAUUAUUUUGGAGCUGGUAGUGAAAGCGGAUGCAGUUUCGUUUUAUUUUAUUUUUUUUAUAUUUCAGCUGAGAUAAGGUUUUUGACAAUGAAUUAUGAGCUACAUAUAGCUUAUGCUUAUAAUAAUCACCAUUUUAAACGGAAUGAUGUUGUUCUCUGGAGAAUUCAUGUGAAAGAAAUAAACGAACUCAAAAUCCACUGUAACCCAUUUCUAUUUUCAUGCCAAAUGAAUAUCAUUUUCAUAUGGAUGUAGGAUGAAUAUUGGUACUUUAAUUUACACUUUAUGAUUAAUUUUAUGCCAGUCAGGGAAAAAUAAUCAAUAAUACUCUUGGCUCUUCACCAGGCUUGCCAUGUAUUAUAUAAUUAUAUAUUUUUGCCUUUUCCAAUCUAAAAUACUGAGCACAUCUAAGACCAAAUUAGGUCCAUGGCAGGACUCUCUGUUCUGACUUUAUGAACAUGCAUGCCAGCAUGGUCCUGGGAUUGGGGUGCUGCUUGUAUUACUCUCAGCACCCCUGGCCUGGAUUUCUGAAAGGUGUGGAAAAUGGAGAAGUGUAACCAAAAAGACCUUCAUUUUGUAGUGGAUUUUUUUUUUGGGGGGGGGGGGCUUUUCAAAUUAACUUCAGCACCCCCAGUAAAAAAAAUCGUUCCCAGGGUAUUGUGCCUGCCAGGGAUUGAGCCUAAGACCGUCCGUCCAUGAGCAUGGGGAGGCGGGUGCUCAAUCAAUUGAGCCAACAUGGCGGUGGAAAAAAAAUCUCUGGAGGUUGUUAGAAUAUGACAGAACAAUCUAAUUUGAAUUCAGCAUCACGAAGAGCAAUAACUUGGAAGUUUGUGAGCGACAGUCAAAAUUAGGAGAAAUUAAAAUUAUGAAGGGUGCUUUGAACUCAAUUUGUGGCCGUUUAUGAAUGUGCGUUUUCAAAGUUUAUUUGUUUACUGAUACCGUGUGAACUAUAUUUUGCGUGUUGUCUCUUUAUUAUUCACACUCACUGUGUAAAUAAAACAAUGUAAAUAGGAAAUGUAUUAUAAACAAAAUACAAUAUAUUAUGUAAUAAUUUCGUUGCGUUCUGUGUUAAUUUAAGAAAAUGUGACAGUGACAUUAAAGAUAGGUAAAAUACAAUUUUCCAAGGGGACGUGCAAAUAGUCGCAAACAGUCCCAUUUUCUCCCCAUAAGUCUGGUGGUUGAAAAAUCACAACCCUUGUUUGGUUUUUAAAUCAGCAAUUAAGUUAGCAAUAUUUGAAGAAAGUUGUCUCUUAAAAAUAAAUAAGAUAACAGAGUUAGCUGCAGGGCAACUAUCACGGUAUGUAAAUAUUUGACUAUUUUCUAAUCGUAUUUGAUUACAACACAGUCAUGUCUGACUAAAAUAUCCUGGCUACAUUAUCUCAUUUGACUAGUCAUUCAGACCAUUUAUUUAUUUAGUUAGUUUUUAAAGAUGCGUUUACCAAGACCACUCACAUUAUAUCACGUUUUGUCGUCACGAUUCCGCCCAAAUAAUUCUUAAAAAUAUGCUUAUUAUAUACAAUUGUGGAAAUGCUUAACCUUUUUUAGAGUAAAAAUUGAAUCCUUAAGUUCUUAUCUUCUUGCUGAUUAAUUUUCCAGAAAAUAUAUCCAUUUUCAUAUGCGUAUUGUUAUUCUGUAAAACGACACCUUUUUAAAAUCAUACCUGCGAUCUCCUUAACUUUCAUAACUUCAAUCAUUCCGCUGUCCUAAAAACAUUUAAAAAAUUUGCUUCUCCGUUCUCAGUAUACGUCGAUAUAAUUAUUUUAUUUUUUAACAUCUCCAACAUGACCUUUUAUCAUUCGCUUAGAUGGAUUAACUCUUAAAUUUUAUACCGAAAAUUUCAACAUUUCUCUUCUAUUCAGACUAGUGAUGGAAUUUACUUCAAUUUAUUUUUUCUUAAAGAAUGCAGUGGCAAAAUGCCUAUCGAUAUUUCUUUUCGUACAUGUAUUCCUCAUUAUGUAAGCUAUAUUACAAUAUUCUGCAUAUGUGUUGUGCACAAUAAAGCAGUGAAAAUAAAAGUUUGACUUGUCCAAAAGAAAAAUGA
Lytechinus pictus (painted urchin) is the source of this 4072-nucleotide messenger RNA. Its product is annotated as homeobox protein MSX-1-like. Gene Ontology annotation, cellular component: nucleus. Lineage: Eukaryota; Metazoa; Echinodermata; Echinoidea; Temnopleuroida; Toxopneustidae. Bases 593 to 1840 code for a protein of 415 amino acids. Gene Ontology annotation, molecular function: DNA-binding transcription factor activity, RNA polymerase II-specific; RNA polymerase II transcription regulatory region sequence-specific DNA binding. The transcript has 3 exons. Gene Ontology annotation, biological process: regulation of transcription by RNA polymerase II; embryonic morphogenesis. The record is from RefSeq and is a predicted model, not a curated record.